AUGGGGGCAAUUAAAAGUUCAAGGAUUUUUGGAGAGUCAAAAGUACGUUAUUCAUUUAUUUCAACUGAUGGUAGUGAAAUGAUUGAUAUCAGUGAUACUAUUGAAGACAUUCUGGGUGAUGUUGAUGGGCUUGUGGUAGAGGAGGAGAAAGAGUACCGUUCAAGAUGUAGAUGUUUUGGUAAAGAUUGUUGA
Messenger RNA from Entrophospora candida, 192 nucleotides. The record is from the annotation of a GenBank genome assembly. Lineage: Eukaryota; Fungi; Glomeromycota; Glomeromycetes; Entrophosporales; Entrophosporaceae.